Molecule: messenger RNA, 1737 nt
Organism: Salvelinus fontinalis (brook trout)
Lineage: Eukaryota; Metazoa; Chordata; Actinopteri; Salmoniformes; Salmonidae
Product: zinc finger protein 391-like
Exons: 4
Coding region: 312-1649 (445 amino acids)
Biological process (GO): regulation of cytokine production; negative regulation of transcription by RNA polymerase II; regulation of immune system process
Source: RefSeq, a predicted model, not a curated record
CGGGGAUAUGCGUCUUUCAGGUGUUGAUUCUUGCGUGACGUAUAAUGGACUGGACGGGACGCUUCUUCAGGAACAACAACGCGGCUACUCUUUCAACCACCUCGGUAGCUUGCUAGCCAACAUAAAACUGAAAGAUUGACGCUUUAGACCAUGUUAAUGUACAUUAGCUAAUCUCAGUGUUGUUAACACAGUUCAGUUGACGUAUCAACUGGUUAACUUUAACCUAAUUUGCUUGUUCAAUUUUCAAAGUUGUUAAAACAUUGACACUGAGCCUAGCUUUAGGCUAGUCGCUAAUUCUAACAUCCCAGACCAUGAGCUCACUAAACUACUCGUCCCCUGUUAAAGAAGAGGUCUGCUGUAUGCAGAAAGAAGCUCUGAGGCUGAACAUUAUCGUGAAAGAAGAAUAUGAUGUUAUAGAGGAAAAAGAGGAAGAACCUUUCAGAGAGGAAGACGAUGCUAUCUCAGUAGAGGUGAAGAAGGAAGACGUCUUGGGAGUGAAAGUGGAGGAGACAGAAUAUCAGAUUAACACCAGAGAGAGACAUGACUAUUGUGGAUCCUCUGGGGAGGCUCAACAACAUCCUGAUGCUGAUGAGUCAGAGAAGAGUCUCUCCAGAUCACAACACCAGAUGGACAACGCUAGCCCUUCCACCCUCCCAGAGUCCCCAUGUCGUGCCUCUCCCGGUAGCACCUUACUGCUGGGUAUGAAGAGCUUGUCUGUGCUGCUGGUGGACUGCAGGAAAACAACGGGGCUGAGUGGAACUGUGAGAGGAAGAGAAGAAAAGAAAGGAUCAGAUUUGACUCAUCAAAGAGAAAGACCAGACUCAGAGGAACCAGAGCCAGGGACGUCCAAACCAACAAGAAGACACCAAUGUUCCCACUGUGGAAAGUGUUUUAACCAGUUAAGGGACCUGUACCGACAUGAGAGAAUACACACAGAGGAGAUAUCUUACCACUGCUUGCAGUGUGGAAAGAGUUUUAACCAGUCAUGGCAUCUGAAAGAACAUGAGAUAAUACACACAGGGGAGAAGCCUUACCACUGCUCCCAGUGUGGCAAGUGUUUUAACCGGUCAGGGAACCUGAAAUCACACGAGAGAAUACACACAGGGGAGAAGCCUUACCACUGCUCCCAGUGUGGAAAGAGUUUUAACCAUUUAAGGACCCUGAAAGUUCAUGAGAGGACACACACAGGGGAGAAGCCUUACCACUGCUCCCAGUGUGGCAAGUGUUUUAACCAGUUAGGGAACCUGAAACAACACAAGAGAAUACACACAGGUGAGAAGCCUUACCAAUGCUCCCAGUGUGGCAAGUGUUUUAACCAUUUAAGGACCCUGAAAGUUCACGAGAGGACACACACAGGGGAGAAGCCUUACCACUGCUCCCAGUGCGGGAAGUGUUUCAGCCGGGCAGGGCAUCUGAAAGAACAUGAGAUAAUACACACAGGGGAGAAGCCUUACCACUGCUCCCAGUGUGGCAAGUGUUUUAACCGGUCAGGGAACCUGAAAAAACACGAGAGAAUACACACAGGUGAGAAGCCUUACUACUGCUCCCAGUGUGGAAAGUUUUUCAGCCAGCCAGGGGAUCUGAAAAAACAUGAGAAUACACACAGGGGAGAAGCCUUACCACUGCUCUCAGUGUGGAAGGUGUUAUAGCCGUUUACGGACCUUGAAAAGACAUGAGAGAAUACACACAGGGAAGUGUGAAUAUACUCAAACAUAUAUUUGUAUGUUUUUAUUAGAA